UACUAUUACCAGGUGGUAUAUUAUUCGAGAGCGCCACGCGCUCGCCGUGGUGCCGGAGCGGUUUCCUUUUCCAACGGGCCCCAGUCAUUCAGAAUGUCUCUGUGCGAAUGGUACGCGAAUCGCGCGGUGCUUCUCACGGGAGUCACCAGCGAAUUAGGACGUGUUCUGCUGGAGAAGAUCCUGCGAUGCUUGCCGAACGUCACGGUGUGCGUCGUUCUCAGAUCCCGGAACGGUCUCACCGUCGAGGACCGGUUGAAGAAGCUGUUCGCGUCACCCGGGUACGAGCGACUGAAGCAGGAGAUGCCGGGCGCGAUCUCGCGCGUGAAAAUGUUGGACGGCAAUCUGCUUUACGAGGAGCUCGGCCUAAGCGACAAGGACAAAGCCUCGUUGAAGGAAGUUACCGUGGCCUUUCAUGCCGGCGGACCGCACGAAGUUGUCUUGGAAUAUUGUCAGAAAUUACCGAAGCUCAAGAGCAUCGUCGUAGCGUCCAGCAUUUUCAGGCAUCGCGGCGAUAUAACCGAAAAUCUGCAAAACGAGAAGAUUCCCGAAUUACCAGUUGCCCUAGUGCGCUUUCCCUUUGUCGGACCGGCAUAUAAAGAACCUAAGCCUGGCUUUGUCGAGAUUCUUAAAGGACCCACUGCCCUUAUGGUUGGCGCAGGUUUUGCGUACGGCAACUCGUCGUUCCAGGCUGAGAUUAUUCCGAUGGACAUAGCGGUGAACACGAUGAUCGCGGCCGCGUGGGAAGUCGGCAUGUCCAACGCUUCGAAGCCGGUGGUCUAUAACGCGGUGACGUUGGGCUGCACGUGGGAGGACCUGAUUAAAAAUAACCGACGGGCCAGCUGGAGAUUUCCCUACCCGACUUUCGGAAUUCGCGGAAUGACAUCCAUCGGGCCGCUGUACUGGAUUUUGGUGCUGCUCCUCGAAUGGCUACCAUCCGUACUCUGCGACGUAGUGCUCGGUCUGUGCGGCAGAAAACAGAGGAUUUUCGCAGAGUACGAGAGAGUUCGUAAUGCACUUCAAUCCCUGAAGCCAAUUUCAUCGAGACCGUGGUCAGUGAAAAGAAAUCGCGUGUACCUGCUGCAGCAACGUCUCGCGGCGACAGAUCGAGAUGUAUUUCCGGUCACAGCGGAAGUUGACAUCGAGGCUUAUCUCCUCUGCGCUGCAGCCGCCACCCAGAAGUCCUGCGUGCACGAGGACAAUCUUAAAAUCAUUAGGAUUAUUCAUCUGUUCUUGUUAUACGCGCCCGUAAUAUUCGUCGUUGCAUAUAUUGGCUCACGUACAUUGCUGUCACAUGAAUAAAAUUUUAAUAUUUACAUAAAUAAUUAAGAGAUUUUUAUAUAUA
Messenger RNA from Formica exsecta, 1342 nucleotides. Its product is annotated as fatty acyl-CoA reductase 1-like. The record is from RefSeq and is a predicted model, not a curated record. Lineage: Eukaryota; Metazoa; Arthropoda; Insecta; Hymenoptera; Formicidae. Gene Ontology annotation, biological process: long-chain fatty-acyl-CoA metabolic process. Gene Ontology annotation, cellular component: peroxisome. Bases 94 to 1299 code for a protein of 401 amino acids. The transcript is spliced from 5 exons. Gene Ontology annotation, molecular function: alcohol-forming very long-chain fatty acyl-CoA reductase (NADP+) activity.